This is a messenger RNA of Impatiens glandulifera, 2581 nucleotides long. RefSeq names its product protein FAR1-RELATED SEQUENCE 6. Gene Ontology annotation, biological process: regulation of DNA-templated transcription. Bases 416 to 2446 code for a protein of 676 amino acids. The transcript has a single exon. NCBI's taxonomy places the organism in Eukaryota, Viridiplantae, Streptophyta, Magnoliopsida, Ericales, Balsaminaceae. The record is from RefSeq and is a predicted model, not a curated record. Gene Ontology annotation, molecular function: zinc ion binding.
CCAUUUUUUCAACUUUCUCAUUCCACCGGCGACUGAUAAUUUUCCCUGGUUCUUGCCAAUCUUCGAUUGUUGAGUUGAUAAAGCCAAUUUGUGGCUACAGUUCUUCCAAUUCGAUCCGAUUUAGCAGAAAUCGGUGGAUUCCGGCUUCACAAUCAGUGGAUUAGUGCAGCGAAUGAGGUGAAAACCGUCCAAUUACGUUUCCAUGGUACUCCGCGCCAUGGAUUCCACUCUGUGAUUUCAGGAAUAAGAUCUGGAGAGGAAGAGAGAGAGACGCCGCGGCUAAUAUCGUUUUAGCUAGGGUUCAUUUGAGCGACUUUUCGACAAUUGGUAAGCACAAUAUAAUUGUAUAUUCUUGUUUCGAUCUUAGAUAGAUAGAUAGUCUGUCUGUCUGUUGAUCAUCGUCUUGUUCAUCAAAAUGGAAGAAGUUUCUCUAGAUGAUAAUGAACAAAUCUCUGAGAUUCCAAAUGAAAUAGAUGGUGAACAAGAAGAAGACCUAAAUUACCAAAACGGUUUAACUGAAGAAACUAAGGAAUUUGUUGAACCAGCAGUAGGAAUGGAGUUUGAAACAUAUGAUGAUGCUUAUAACUAUUACAAUUGUUAUGCUAAAGAAGUUGGUUUCAAUGUGAGAGUGAAAAAUUCAUGGUUCAAACGCAACAGUAGAGAGAAAUAUGGGGCAGUACUCUGUUGUAGUAGCCAAGGGUUUAAGAGGAUUAAAGAUGUAAACCGUCUUAGAAAGGAGACAAGAACAGGUUGUCCUGCAAUGUUGAGGAUGAGAUUAAUGGACACAAAAAGGUGGAGAAUUCUUGAAGUUAACAUAGAACACAAUCAUCUACUAGGGUCUAAGAUACACAACUCAACGAAGAAGAUGAGCUCUGGAACUAAAAGAAAGCCCCGGUUGAGCCCAGAUGAAGAAGAUGGAUCGACGAUCAAGUUAUAUCGAGCUCUCGUGAUUGAUACCGGAGGUGGUGGUAAUGAGAAGAAUUCGAAUUCCAAUGCUGUAGAAAUCAAUCAUCAUCCUCCUGCUCAUCAUCAUCCUAAUCAGUUAAAUCUUAAAAAGGGUGAUGCUCAAGCUGUUUACAAUUAUCUCUGCCGUAUGCAAUUGACAAAUCCAAAUUUCUUUUACUUGAUGGAUCUAAAUGAGGAAGGGAAACUAAGGAAUGUAUUUUGGGCUGAUUCUAGGUCUAGGGCUGCAGGAAGUUACUUCUCCGACGCUAUCUAUUUCGACAACUCAUUCUUAUCUGGCAAAUACGAAACCCCUCUUGUGGCAUUCGUGGGUGUGAAUCACCAUGGACAAACAACCCUUCUUGGUUGUGGCCUACUCGGAGGCGAAACAAAGGAAUCCUACUCAUGGGUAAUGAAAUCAUGGCUUACUUCCAUGUCGGAAUGCUCUCCGAGAACGGUUAUAACCGACCGAUGCAAGUCCAUACAAACCGCGGUUUCCGAUGUUUUCCCCAAAGCCCGACAUUGUUUUGGGUUAUCACAUGUCAUGAGGAGGGUUCCGGAGAAGUUGGGAGGCCUCCGUCACUACGAUUCGAUUCGGAAACAAAUGUUCAAGGCAAUUUAUGAGACAAUGAAGCCCUUCGACUUUGAAACCGCGUGGGGAUUCAUGAUCCACCAAUUCGGAGUCAACGAUCACAAAUGGCUUCAAUCCAUCUACGACGAUCGCACGAAAUGGGUCCCGAUAUACCUAAAAGACGCGUUCUUCGCAGGAAUGGCUACGGCCAAGCCAUUGGAGAGCCUCAAUCCGUUUUUCGAGAAAUAUGUGCACAAACAAACUCCUCUUAAGGAGUUUCUAGACAAGUACGAGCUCGUCUUACAAAGGAAGCACAAAGAAGAAGUGACAGCGGAGAUGGAGUCUCGGAGCGCGACUCAGUCUCUUCGUACGAGAUGCUUGUUCGAGUCCCAGCUCUCCAAGGUUUACACAAACGAGAUCUUCAGACGGUUUCAGGUCGAAGUGGAAGAGAUGCAUUCUUGUUUCGGCACGACUCAACUACAUAUAGAAGGUCCCGUGAUCAUUUUCCUUGUGAAGGAGCGGGUUUUGGGAGAUGGGAACCGAAGGGAAGUAAGGGAUUACGAGGUCUUGUAUAAUCGAGGGGCAGCCGAAGUUUGUUGUAUUUGUAGUGGCUUUAGUUUCAAUGGCUAUCUUUGUCGGCAUGCCUUGUGUGUUUUGAACUUCAAUGGAGUGGAGGAGGUUCCUUCUAAGUAUGUUUUGCCUAGAUGGAAGAAGGAUUACAAGCGAGUUUAUAAAGCGGAGAAUUGUUCAAAGAACAUCGAUGGGACUGAACGAGUUGAAUGGUUCGAUCAAUUAUAUCGAAGCGCUUUGCAAGUUGUGGAGGAAGGGACGAUUUCGUUUGAGCAAUAUAAAGCGGGGUUGGAAGCUCUUGAAGAUUGUUUAACUAGAUUGCAUAAUGUGGAGAUUAUGAACAAAGAGAUAAAUAUGGUAUGAAUUUCUUUGGUCUACUCCAUUGUUGUUGGCACUUCAUGUUCUAGUGAUAGUUAGAACUAAGAAUAUGAAUUACAAUUUAUGUUUGGAAAAAUGUAUAAAAUUUACAAUUCUUAAAGAAAUUUAUUUCAUUUUUUA